Molecule: messenger RNA, 1913 nt
Organism: Cryptomeria japonica (Japanese cedar)
Lineage: Eukaryota; Viridiplantae; Streptophyta; Pinopsida; Cupressales; Cupressaceae
Product: TMV resistance protein N-like
Exons: 3
Coding region: 83-1816 (577 amino acids)
Biological process (GO): defense response; signal transduction
Molecular function (GO): ADP binding
Source: RefSeq, a predicted model, not a curated record
UACCACCCCAUCAACUUAACGAGAAGCCUUUCUUCAUUACUGUCUUUUAUUCUUUCUUUGUGUUUAGUUCAAUCCAAUUGAAAUGGCAUCUACUUCUACCACUAGCAGCUACUCACAAUUUGAGGAAUUUGCACCAUCAACAUCUGCUUCUGGUAGAUCCUAUGAUGUUUUUAUUAAUCAUCGCGGUCCCGAUGUCAAGCACACACUAGCCACUACUCUUUACAGAAUGCUUACUAAUGGCAUGGGACUCAGAGUCUUCCUGGAUUCAGAAGAGCUUGAAUUGGGGGAUUCCUUGCCCACGGAACUACAGGAAGCAAUCAAAAGUGCUUCGCUUCAUAUUGCUAUAUUCUCACAGAAUUAUGCACAAUCUCGCUGGUGUUUAGAUGAGCUGUCAUUUAUGUUCAGAACAGGCACUAGAAUUGUCCCCAUCUUCUACUAUACCGAAGUUGCAGAUGUCCGAUAUGCAAAAGGAGUCUAUGCUGAAGCAUUUCAGUUGUACCUAAAUAAAGGUAGAUACAGCUCUGAAAAGCUUAAGGAGUGGAAGGAUACGCUCUUCAAUGUUUCACAUAACAUUGGUUACAUCGUUAAUAGCAAGGAAAAGGAAGACAUGUUGCUGAAGAGUAUUACUUAUUGUGUUGUGAAAGAAAUUAAAAAGUUACCAUUCGUGGUCGCAGAACAUCCUGUGGGUUUAGAUGAAAUUGUACAAGAUUUUGAAUUGACUACACUUCAAUCUGACAGAAGUCAUCAGGAUAUGCAAAUGGUUGGAAUAUGGGGCAUGGGUGGUUCUGGCAAGACCACUCUUGCUAAAAAGUUAUAUAAUAAUAUAUAUCCAUCUAUGGAGAAGGCUAGCCUCAUAUUAGAUAUUAGAGAUGCUGCUAACAAAAACUUGUUGUGCGAUAAGCAGAAAAAGCUUUUGGAGGAUCUUGGUUUCAAAGGUUUAUCAGUUGACAAUGUAGAAGAGGGGAAAGCAAUUCUUACAAGCCACUUGAGAUCUAUUCGGGCUUUAAUUGUUCUGGAUGAUGUUGAUCAUGUGGAUCAAUUGAAUGCUUUAUUGCCCUAUCGAGGAUCUGAGAGUUUGAUUGGGUCGGGUGCUUUGAUUAUUGUCACCACAAGAGAAUUAGAAGUUCUUAGAUGUUGGGACAUCUCCUCCCACUAUAAAAUGAAACCAUUGAGUGCAAUUCAUGCUGAGCAACUUUUUUGUUGGCAUGCUUUUUUAAAAUCAUCUCCACAAAAUGGAUUUGAUGAGCUUGUUGAAAAAUUCUUAGAAGCUUGUAGUGGUUUGCCAUUGUCUCUCAAAGUCCUUGGUGGGCAGCUGUAUGGAAACGUAAACAAAGAUUCCUGGAAGACUCAAUUGGAGAAGAUCUCUAGAAUAUUACCCAAGGAUAUCAAAUAUAAGCUGAAAAUAAGUUAUGAUGCAUUAGAUGAGGAAGAGCAAGAGGUAUUCUUGGAUAUUGCAUGUUUCUUUGUUGGAGAAAAAAGUGAUUUGGCAAUUGAAGUAUGGAUUGGAUCAGGGUGGAGUGGUUUGUACAGUUUGGAAAGGUUGAGGAAUAAAUGUCUUGUUGAAAUAGAUGAGAAAAAUUACCUUGUAAUGCAUGAUCAUUUAAGAGAUUUGGGAAGAGAAAUUGCAAAUGAGCAAUCACCUUACCGACUUUGGUCUCCCCAACAAUGUAUUAAAAUUUAUAAUAAACAGAAUGAAAUAGGCAUAGGAGGAAUAAUGGCCAGCUUAGUUCGAGUAUUGAAUAACUGUCUCUGGUUUAUGAUUCAUAAUGAAGAACAGGUAACAUUAGCAUUUUUUAUUUGUCUCACUCACCGGUGAAAUAAAUUCUCUUUGUUUCUGUUUGUGUGGUUGCCUCAAGCAAGUUCUAUUAUUCUCACUGUUCAAUUUUAUGUUUUAUUUGGGUUCAGAUUGGAAU